CCAGCCGCCCUCUCACCCUUCUCGGUGACCCGCCGCAUCGGCCACCCCUACCAGAACCGGACGCCGCCGAAGAGAAAAAAGCCCCGCACGUCCUUCAGUCGGGUGCAGAUCUGUGAGCUGGAGAAACGCUUCCAUCGGCAGAAGUACCUGGCGUCAGCUGAGCGUGCCACUCUGGCGAAGGCCCUCAAGAUGACAGAUGCACAAGUCAAGACCUGGUUUCAGAACAGGCGGACAAAAUGGCGGAGACAAACUGCAGAGGAAAGGGAGGCUGAGAGGCAGCAGGCCAACCGGCUGAUGCUGCAGCUUCAGCAGGAAGCUUUCCAGAAGACGUUGAGCCAACCGCUGCAGCCAGAUCCCCUCUGUCUGCAUAACUCCUCCCUCUACGCCCUGCAGAACUUGCAGCCUUGGGCAGAAGACAAUAAGGUGACCUCCGUCACCUCUGUGGCUUCUGUGGUGUGACCGUGUGGGUGUGAAUGUGUGUCUGGAAGAGAAAAGGGAGGGAGGGGACAGGGACAAAGUUUGGAAUGAAAUGCCUAUAUCCAAGUGCCGUCAGAAUAAAAAGGACAAAAGUGAGGAAAUUCCUCAUUUUCUUCUAAAAUCUUCUCACUAAUCUGGGAGAUCAUAGACAAAGGAAAAUGGUGCUUGCUUUGCAGGGAAAGACUGAGUGGACAUUGAGCUUCCUCACUCACUGAUCAUUACCAGCAACAUGGUGGGGGAGCGAACGUAGACAGAGACGGCUAUAUGUUACUGUCAGGAUCUACAGAAACACACUGUGCGGACCUCAGAGCACAGGAGCCACACUUAGAUGCUGUUUGUCAAAAUUAAGCAAGUCUACAAGUGUUAUCUAAGAAAUCUAAAGUCUGUUGAGUCAUACCCUGCCUUACACCAAGUUUCCGCUUUUC
Poecilia latipinna (sailfin molly) is the source of this 902-nucleotide messenger RNA. Its product is annotated as T-cell leukemia homeobox protein 3-like. The annotation marks the transcript as partial. The record is from RefSeq and is a predicted model, not a curated record. The transcript has 2 exons. Gene Ontology annotation, cellular component: nucleus. Gene Ontology annotation, biological process: animal organ development; regulation of transcription by RNA polymerase II. Lineage: Eukaryota; Metazoa; Chordata; Actinopteri; Cyprinodontiformes; Poeciliidae. Gene Ontology annotation, molecular function: DNA-binding transcription factor activity, RNA polymerase II-specific; RNA polymerase II cis-regulatory region sequence-specific DNA binding.